AUGGCUUUAAUGCGUUGUAUGAACACCGCUACGUUUGAGCUCCAUACCAGUACGCAAAUUGACUUCAAAGAACGAGGCUACGCCAUCCUAUCCCACCGAUGGGGAUCAGAAGAGAUUCUCUUUUCCCAAAUCGGGAAUUUUGCUCAGGAAAUGAGGGACACCAAAGAUCGACAUGGCUUGCCACAACUCGAUAAGAUCCUAGGCGCUUGCAUCACAGCUCGGAAGCAGGGUCUCCAGUGGAUGUGGAUUGACAACUGCUGUAUCAAUAAGUCCGAUAGUAGUGAGCUAUCUGAGUCCAUCAAUUCCAUGUUCAAAUGGUAUCGUGACGCUGUGGUAUGUUUGACAUAUCUCUCCGACGUGCGUAAGAACUCAGGCACUACGGUUGGCUCGCAAGUCUUCCGAAGUUUUGAGACUGGUGAGAUGUCUUUGUGGUUCACGCGUGGAUGGACAUUGCAAGAGCUUCUCGCACCUGGCAAGUUACUCUUCUACGAUACAGACUGGAACUAUCUCGGGUCCAAGCGGGAGUUAGCGGAAUCAAUCGAGGACGUCACUGGUAUUGCCGCACAUUAUCUUACCAGCGAAAAAGAUUUCCGGACUGCCUGCAUUGCCGCCAAGAUGAGCUGGGCGGCACAUCGCGAAACGACACGCGAGGAGGAUAUGGCUUACAGCCUGUUUGGUAUUUUCAACCUUCACUUGCCCGUUCAGUAUGGGGAAGGGAAAGGGGCCUUCUUGAGGCUUCAGGAUGCUCUGAUAGCCAAGAAUGAUGAAUCGCUCUUCGCCUGGAAGAUGCCCCUUGAAGGUCCAGGGGUUACGUACCAGAUUAUACCCGAUACUAUGGUAGACCUAGGCCCAGAUGAAUGGGGCCUUCUAGCUCCUUCGCCGAGAUGGUACGAGCAUUGUGGAAAGAUGACGAUACAGAACAAGAAGACGGUAAUGAGGCAGCGAGGCGGGUUCACCAGAACGCCGCAGGGAAUCAGCGGUCCAAUAUCCAAGCGGAAUCAUUAUGUCACUGCAGUACUAACCGGGUUAACUGUCGUGGGAGCAAUCCCUUUCCAGAUAUGGCUGGCUGUAAGACAGAGGACGACACUUAAAUACACACUCAACUGUUGGGAGCCAAAUGAGGCUGGCGCAAUGAGGGCUGUGCGACUACAUUUGCGACCCGUCAGGAGGGAUCCCCCGAUGUGGAUCAGAACCGCUAGUCAAAGCUAUGAUUUGGUUAAAGAAGCAGCCUCUACUGAUUAUUCAGCGGUCGGGACGGUCUGGCAGCCUCAACUCUUUUGA
Fusarium oxysporum Fo47 is the source of this 1281-nucleotide messenger RNA. Its product is annotated as heterokaryon incompatibility protein-domain-containing protein. The record is from RefSeq and is a predicted model, not a curated record. The transcript has a single exon. The coding region runs from base 1 to 1281 and encodes 426 amino acids. Lineage: Eukaryota; Fungi; Ascomycota; Sordariomycetes; Hypocreales; Nectriaceae.